GCUGCGCCUGCCGCCGGGACGGGGGAAAGAGGAAGGCUUCAAGCAGCGCAGCCACUUUUAGGGAAGCUGGGCGUCUGCCGGCCUGAGUAGCCGGCCCUGAAAUGGCGGGUCGGGGCCUAGCCGGUGCCGUGGCGAGGGACCUGAGGGCUCGGCCGGGGUUUGGGCAGGGUGUGGGGACGGUGGAGUGCCCCUCUGCCCCCCUUCCGCGGGGAGGGAGCCUGCAGACUGCGGUGCUCCAGCCGGUUGUGUCCCGGGAAAGCGGCGUGGCCGAGCGCGGGGUGGGACCUGUGGCGCUCGGUUCCCCGGGAGCCGCUGGUGCUUCUGCAAGAAAACAGCGUUUGUGGGUUGUGAGAACUUAACCCUGCAAUGGAUCAGCUGUGAACGGCCUCUUAAAGCUUUCUUCAGUGGAAAAGAUGAAACAAUCCAGUUCUGUCUUCUUCCUUCUGCAGUAGAACUACAUAAUUUAUUCAAAAUACAAAGCGUUUCUGAAAGAUGGACCCAGUUUGAAAUCACUAUAUACAAAUUCAACUAUUGGCUUGAUGUUGUCUGUACAGCAGGUGGAGAGAACGUGGAGCAUUUAUAAAAAGGUUGCUGGAACUUGAUUACUCAUUAAACCGUUUGUAAAUUUUUGCGUAAUGUGUUGCCAUUGUGAAAUUGGGUCCAUCUUUUGGAAAUACCCCGUGUAAAGGGCUAUUUCUACUCAAGGUUUCUAAGAUGUUUAAAUAUUUGGCAUAACCAGGAAACUGAAAAUCAAAGGUGAAAGUUCUUGCCAGUUAUUGACUCUGCAGGCAGUUACCUGUGUGUAUAACUUAAUGCACCAUAUGGAGACUGUAUGGGGCUGUUUGUCACCUUCUUUCAGAAUCAAGUUGUAAAGUUUUUUUUGCUUAGUGUUCCUGUACUAGCAAUAUUUAGAAAUCCUAAUUAGAUGUGCAUAUUCAUGUCGGUGUCAUAAGAAAGGAAGAAACUAUUGUCUUAAAUUGUCCUGGUAAAUUACAGAAUUGCUUUACCAAUGAUGAUGUCUUCUCUUGACAGAUGCACCCUGAUGGUCAACAGCAUCCAUUUUCCAUGCGGAAACAAAUGUAUGGGUUGAAUAAUCAGCUCCUGACAUGACUUCUCAUCAGAACUCACUUUUUUUUUUUGCCUAAUCUGACACUUAGCCAGAUGGACUUUUGAUAGUUUCUCAGUGGUUUUUUUACUGCAUAAACAGAGGUCACAGUCAUCACUGCUGUUAUGUCCUGGGUACAAGUUGCAGUCAGCCGAUCCAGUGAGGAUAUAUUUGACGAAGAUGCAGAUGAGAUGUAUGUACUACAGAAAGAAUGGAACAACACCAUGAAAAAAAGAUUGAAGGAAGGCUAUAGGGAUGGCGUUGAGGCUGGAAAAGAACUUGCACUCCAGGAAGGCUUUAAUCAAGGUUACAGACACGGUGCUGAGCUGAUGGUUACAUGUGGCCAGUUCAAAGGAACCCUGAAUGCUCUCUUAUCCUGGUGUCAUUUUAAUGGACAUGAUUCUGCUUUAAGUAAGAUAAAUAAUCUCCUUGAAGUGGUUGGAAAGCAUGAAGAAGAUAUGCUGAAAUAUCUGAAUUCUACUGAACAACAGCCACAUCUCGGACACAUUUUAGAUUCUGUUCAGGAUAUGGACCUUAAUCACACAGCUCCAGCUGCGACAGAGUACGAUGAAGUUGAAGCUGGAAAGCAUGAAGGUGCUGGCAGCUCUGGUGAAAACAUUUGUAGAAAUAAUGGUGAUGUUGGUUCCUUGCAGUCUGAGUGCAGCAAGGCAAAACUCUGUACAGAUCCUAAAGAGUCAACCCUUGCUUGGGUUAAAAGGCAGACUAUUUGGUUAGUAGAGCAACUGGGUUUAUCACUGGAUAUACUCCAUCUUGUCCAGCAACUGGAACAUUAGUUUUUCUGUUUGGUGUAUUUAAAAUUCUCAGCUGGAUUGGAUUCUCAGUUUGCAGACCACAUACAGGCUGAUGCAUCACUUCAAUUCAGGGAAAUCUGAUUUGGAUACUUCCCAGUAGAUGUAAUUCUGUAAAUCCUCGCAAAAACCUUCUUGCUUUUAAAGCUCUACAAAGAUUUACUGAACUGUUCUGCAUCAGAAGCUGAUGUUUCAUCCUCACUUUGUCUUUUGGCAGUAGUUUGGAAAUGGAGUAUGUCCCUUAAACAGCUCCUCUAAAUACAUACCUUCUAAUAUCUGAAACUCAAAUGCCCAGUGCUAUAGACAAGCUAUUUUUUCAGAAUAAGAUGAUGAUGACCUGUCAACUCUAUGCAAAACAGAACAGGAUUUGCUGCUGAUUUCUAGAGUGCUGUGACUCCCUCUAGUCACUAUAUAAAAACAAGAAUUUUUCAUCUUUUGUCAAAUUCUUCAUAUUUUGUGUCUACUAUGCAGUGCCCUUUAACAGUUUUUUCCUUUUCCUACAGUUCUAUUCAUUUCACUUUUACUGAAAACACACCAUUGUCUUCAAAUGCAGAAUUAUUGACAAUGCCAUUGUUCUAAUGUUAUACCAUCUACUCUUACCCUGUUAGACCACACUGUACAUGGUUCCAGUCUAACAAACUUCCUUGUGUUAUUUUUGUAUUUAUUUUGCCAGGCCCUCUAGCCUGAACUUUCUUUCCCUCACUCCCAUACUGUUUUUUCCAAACUCUUCAAGGAAGCCAGGAUUAUUCAGCUUAUUUUAGAAACAUGUUGUCAGCCACAUAUGCAUAUUUCUGACAACUUUGUAUUUCUGUGUCAACCUUCCUUUUCCUGUUGUUUGCCUUAAUUGUAGCUGCAAAUUGCUCUGGUCAAGAGGUCUUUUCUUUGUUAAUGCCUUUCUCUGUUUUACACUAAUUAAACUGAUUUACAGUAA
Molecule: messenger RNA, 2845 nt
Organism: Columba livia (rock pigeon)
Lineage: Eukaryota; Metazoa; Chordata; Aves; Columbiformes; Columbidae
Gene: YAE1
Product: YAE1 maturation factor of ABCE1
Exons: 3
Coding region: 1231-1899 (222 amino acids)
Source: RefSeq, a predicted model, not a curated record